Molecule: messenger RNA, 6572 nt
Organism: Plodia interpunctella (Indianmeal moth)
Lineage: Eukaryota; Metazoa; Arthropoda; Insecta; Lepidoptera; Pyralidae
Product: CLIP domain-containing serine protease B4-like
Exons: 4
Coding region: 3543-4505 (320 amino acids)
Biological process (GO): proteolysis
Molecular function (GO): serine-type endopeptidase activity
Source: RefSeq, a predicted model, not a curated record
GGUAGGUACGUCAUUUCGACGAUAAUUCUUACAUAUCAACAUAUAAAGAACAUUUUAUUUUUAUCUCCCCUGCACCUGAAAUGAAAACAUUUUUUCUCCCGAUUAUCACAUCGACUCGGGUAACUUUUGUAUUUGUAUAGUUUCAAAACUGUUGGCUCUGUCUAGCCCGCAAAGGACAAAGACGUGAACUAUCUGUACCUAUACAGGGUGUAACACUACGACAUAGCCGUUAGGUAUGCGUAGGGUACUCCAAAUAAAGGCACUUGAGAAAAUUUUACUGGGAAAAAAAAAUCAAUAUGAAAAAAUAAAUAAUCAAAAUCAAUGUACAGUCAACAGCACUUUAACCUACCUAAAUUCAUUGCAAACUCGCCGCUAUUACCGCGCCAUAGAGGUUUAUACAGGGUAAUUUGACGUGCUGUUGACUGUACAGCGAACAUCGCGCUGCAUAUCGUGUCAAUGACAACUCGCGCGCGAAUGAUUUAGAUUUGGAACAAAAGCUGUAGCGAUAAAUAAUACUUAGGUAUUAAAGAUUUUUGCACUCAUAAACGUGAGCUAAGAUAAGAAUGAAAUGAUUCACAACUUCAUCACAACGGCAGAAAUCGGCAAUCCCAACGAUAUUCUUAUCUAUGAUUCCAACGCUACUUGAGUUUUUCUGCAAAUUAUAGUCAUGAUUAUCUUGCGGGUGGGAGUGUGUGGCAACGGUAUGGCGGUGAGUUGGAUUGGUUGGUCGCGUCCUCUUGUAGUAUUUUGGUGAUGGUAUGUUCCAAGCUUGUGGCUUAGUAGCUACAACGAAAUGUUGUAAUAUAUUCUUAGUAUGCAAGAUUUUUAUGGUUUAUUAGCGACCAGCCAUUACGUGUGUAUAAACCUUCGGGUAACUGUGGAAGCUGCAUUAAAAUCCGUUGUGUGGUUUAAAAGUAAGCUUAAAAAUUAAAAUUAUUUUAAUCCAACAGGUGCAUACAGACAGUGGUGCUAUAAAAACACAAAGAUUAUGAAUUGAAUUGAACACCUAUCUAUACAUGUUGACGUUGACACUUGAUUAAACCCUACUGCAGAAAUAUUUUUAAAUUAUCUAUGGCAGUUAGAAAGUUUGUUGAAAAAUUAGAUUUUAUUUUAAAAAAUCUGAUUUUCCUAUAUAAAAACCCAAUUUUCUUUAACAUCUUCCGUUCAAAAUGUUAGAAAUGAAAGAUUUGUGGACUUUACUAAGGUACUUUACAAUCACGGAACAUUUAUCUUAGCACAAGCGACUGUUACAAGACGAACGACGCCACAGACUGACUUGAGAGCGGGCGCGGGAAGCGGGAACGCGUGAUGCUAUCCACGGACUAUGGCGACUGCGAGCGCCAAUCACGAUCGAGGACCGCGAACAUUACCAAAUAAGGCGCGUUAUAUGCGCGUGUCACAGUAUAAGUAAAAGCAUACGAAUUGCCGCCAACCCACAGUAUAAAUUAAUGCAGGGAACGACUUAUCGGUAAUACAAAAGUAUACAAGGUACGGUAAGGUAAGUAUACGGUAUACAAGGUUAAGUUAGAAGUUUAUGAAAGAAUUCUGCCCGUGAGUCGUGUGCCGGAAGGUCCGCGGGCUCACCACACUUCGCCGUCAUUACGUGUGACCUAGUUUUAUAAUGAACCUUCUUUCUUAUCGAAUAUGUUAUUGCUAAUACUGGUGUCAGAUAUUCAAGUAAUCUAAAGGCAUCUGCGACAUGACAUUCACGACUUCGUACCGAUACACACUAAUAAACUAAACUGAUAGCAGGUAGACUCUAAAUCUGAAUCCCAGGUUCUCACUCGUGUCAUAUGAGUUUGUAUACCAUACCAAUAUACAAAAUUAUGUGGCACGAGGCAAAAAAGGUUAUUAACCUGGGACCUAUCACGGUCAUAAGUGGUUAAUCACUGGAUCACCACCGCUUCUAUAAAAUUAAUAAAUCUAAGAAUAAAUUAUUAUUAAUUUUGUUUCUCCUUUUGGAAUUCAUGGCAUAUUGUCCGGUCAUUUGAGAGGUUUGCUUUGGACAGUUUUAAUAAUAUAUGUUAUUAAUACUUAAAUACACACGCCUUGCAAUAUAAAAUACGGAUCUUAUUUUCGUAAUUCAGAUAGUUGAUAUUACAAAACAUGUUCGUUUAUUUCCCAAUACAGGAUUAAUUCGGUAUCCUAUUAGUAAAAGUACAAAAAAUUACAUCAUUGAUUAAACAAAGACAAGCGGGAAAUAUGGAAAAUGCCGAAUAAUAAAUAAAACGACCGAACGGACGAAAGGAUAAAUAUUUACAUAUAUAAAACAAAAUCCUCUGUAUAUAUUGCCCUGUUCACGAUUAACUCAAAAAUACUGCACGGAUUUUCACGCGGUUGUCACCAAUAGGAAGGCUUAAGUGUGUAAUUUAUUAAGCAUGUUUUACCCGAGCGAAGCCGAGACGAGCCACUAGUAAAUAAGUAAACACGCGAAUGCGAACAGGAGAACGAGUAAUAAUUAAAUAAAGUUGAUGUUAUAAAACAGUCCAAGUUAGUUUAUCGCCCAACGCAGGAUUCAUCCGAUAUAAUAUUGACCACAAUGAUUAAACAAUUGUUUUCAAGGACAAGCGGGCAAUGAGUGCAAAGCGCCACAAAAUAGUUUAAAUUUUCGCUAAAAUAUAGCGUGCAGAACAAACGGACAAGUGGACUAUUAGGUCCGACGCUCUAUGGUUGAGGAAGCAACCUGGAAAACGUUCAAAUUAAAGAAUACCUUAAUAAAAUACGAUACAGUAAAAACGUACGAAACGAAGAGCGCGCUGAUAAUACGAAAUAUACCAAUUUAAAAUUAUGCCAAAAUGAGUAAUAAUUACCUAUACAUCUCGGAAUACCUUAGUUUUGUGCGACUACCUACGUCAGAUUUUAGUCUCUGGAUUGCGAGAAGAACCUAUGGUUAAAGUUUACCCACUAAGUGCUAAAUUUAGGCUCCACAUGAUUACACAAUCAUGUUAAAGUUUUUUGGGACAAUAAACAACAGUUCAAUUUAUAUGUUAGUCUAACAAAUUACAUCAUAGUUACCUAUUAAUAUUUUAUAAAAUAUUAAUUACUCUUCAUUAUGUAUUAAAUUUAAGUUUAUCGUAACAUUUAUUUCUUUUUCUUUUACAUGCCCCAGCGGCUUCGCGCGGGUAAACACAUUACAAAUUAUACCUAAACCUUUAUCAGGAAUCACACAGUCUAUUGGCAAAAACCGCAUGAAAAUCCGUGCGUUCCUUCACCGGAAGCAAAUGGUGGCCUAAUUACUAAUGCGUUUAUAUGAACGACUGAUAUGCAAACUCUUGCGGCAGAGUAGAUCGAAGGAUGCGAUGUCAACUUUAGACCUUUCGAUCUCCAGAACACAACCGUGAUUUUAUUUGACAUCGAAUCUACCUCAGAGUCAGUCGUGUCGCACGAGUCGCGUUAAAUGAAUCACGUUGAUAGUCCAUUAUUGUGAUUGCUAAAACUGCUUUAGUGACUGCUAAAGUUUAAACCCUAUAUUUGUGAAUUUUUACUAAAUAAUUUUGAGUUAGCUUUCUUUCAAAUAAAUAUAUUAUUAUUUCUUGUGAAUCAUGAAGUGGAAAAAUAUUGUGAAAUGUGACACAAACAGGAAACAUUAUGAACUUUUUAUUUCUUUAAUAUUAUUUUUUGUGUGUGACACUGCGGGUCAUUUACAUAAUGACAAGCCUUGCGGGGUGGUGGCCAGCGACCACGCUAUUCACCAGCACCCUUGGCUGGUGGUUCUGGAGUACCACUACAAGUAUUACAGCGGUGGCAUCAGGUGCGCAGGCGCCCUUAUUACCAGCCGACACAUUAUUACGGCGGCGCACUGCGUGGUUUUGGGCAUGUUUCCCAUCAUAAUGCUACCUCGGCUGGGAGAAUACAACAUGUCUUCGGACCCUGACUGCGAUGGCAACAUCUGCGCAGACCCUCCGGUGCGCAUGGUCAUCCAGAAGAUCUUCGUGCAUCCUGGCUUCCGUAAGAACAGGAAGUUGUCAGGAAAUGAUCUGGCCAUUCUGAUGUUGGAGGCUGAGGCGCCUUAUACAGAUUUCAUCCGGCCAGUUUGUUUACCCAGCGGAAUCUUGGAUGAUCAGACUUUAUUCUACGCUUCUGGUUUCGGAGCGACGCCAUACGACGUCAACUUUUCUGAGGUGAAGAAGAACAUUCCUGUACCAUACUACCCUAAUUGUUGGAAAAUCUAUAGAAACAUAGAAAAUAAUUUAAUUUGCGCUGGCGGAGUAAAAGGUUUUGAUACUUGUAGUGGCGACUCUGGUAGUCCUUUGGUGAGAAUGGUUAAAUUUUCGAAAUUUGAAAGACGAUUCGAAAUUUGGGGCGUCACCAAAGGUGGACAUAGUAUUUGUGGAUCGCCUGGCGUACCCGGGUUGUAUACGUGUGUUAUAUGUUAUAGAGACUGGGUUAUCAAAAUCGUUGAUAUGUAUGAAACUAGAAAUGACCAUAAAAAUGUAGGGUUACGACGAAAUGGUUCUAUUUUUCUUGUGAUAUCUUUUGUCACUCUUACUUUAGUAUUUAUAUAAACAAAAUUGCUUUGUCGAUUCUCAUUUUGCAUAAAAUAUUUUUAUUGCUUACACUGUUGUCAUCCUAUUAUUCAUUACAAUAGGUAUUAUUAUAUUUACUAAAUACCAAAGAAACUUAUUUAUUUAACCUAUUUCAAUUUUGGUGGAUUGUGGGACCAAUUUUAAAGACAUAGUAAAUUAUUGUAUUGUAUACAGUGAGAUCUCAAAAUAUAAGGACUGUUUUAAAGAUGAUAUGGAUGGAGUCGUAGAAUGUGUUGACGACAACAAUAGUUUAAACUAUAUUUGUGCUAUAUAUUGUUACAUAAACGUUUACUCAACAAUAUGGAUGUUCAUAAAUAGGGUUAGGGUAGUUGACAUGCUCAAAGAAUUAAAAAAAUAUGUGUAAUAAGUAAAAUAUGCGUAGAUAUAUUUACAAUAGAAUUAUUAUGAUAAUUCAUUGACUGUAAGAAUGCAGCUAGAUAUGUAGCUGCAUUCUUAAAGUCUUAAGUUAGCAUAUUUCAAUAAGCAUGAAAUUAUUAAAACAACAAUAAAAUUUUGUAACAACUUUUAUUAAGAAGUCAUCACCAUAAACGUAAUAUUUGAUCUAGCUGUCGGAACACAUAUAUCUUUCUUAUCAAGUUGUGACGUCACUUGUUCGUGUCAUUUAGUAUGGAGCGUUUGGACGUGUCCAUAAAUGUGUGAUUUUUCGUUUUGUCAUCUUUGAAAGUAUUAUCAUUAACACAGUACAUUUUCACUGGUGUUUCCAUUAAUUUAAAGGCCUUCAAAUAGUCAUUCAAGUCAAAACAAAAAUUUGUCAACUAACCUAUAUUGUAACUUUUAUAAACUUUUAUAAAAUAUAUUUUCGUACGUUGUCUGCUGAAUGAACCACAACCUAAAGCUGUUUGAUGUUAUUAGUUGAUUUAUUAGUUGAAUAUUUGUUAUUAGUUGAUUUAUUAGUUGAACAAUAGUUUUACUAUUAUUAUUUGUUGUGUGCUGAGUUGUGUCCUUUUUGUAUUGCUGCAACACACGCUUAUUUGUAUUAAUAACUAAUAUGAAGAACCUGUAUGUGUUGUGUAUUUUGUUUUGUGGUUACAAAUAAAGAUUUUAUCUAUCUUCUUACUUUAUAAAUCAACGAAAGUAUAAAAAUGUAUGUUUUACUUUUGAGCUUUUUCAAAUUAAAUUUGUUACUGUUGUAAUUAUUUAAAGGUAAAGUUAUAGGAGUUAUUCUGGUCUGAUCUACUAGUUUAGUACAGUCAAGAUGAAAACAUUUGUUGCUGGACAUUCUAAAAAAAAGAGGGUAUAUAUCUGUCUAAUAUAUUGUUAAUUUUUAAUAUACACUGUUUUUCAAGUACAAAACAUUCUAAUGAAGAUUAUAACAAUAAGAUAGCCGAUAAUUUAAUAUACCAGAUCCAAAAAUAUUAUCAAGUACAAAUAGUUUUUUACUGACUCUAUCAAAAAUAUGAAAGAAAGAAAGAAAAUAACGUUUAUUUAGCACAAAAAAACAUGACAGAUAACACAAAAUAUUGUAUUAACGUGGUCUUCGCUCAGCAAGGUGUGAGCCGCGACGGUGGUCUGCGCGAAUGAAAUGCACGGAAUAUAAGCAUAUUCCAAGCGGAAUACAAUACUUAGUUAUUUAUUCCGAGCUCCUUGACUCAGAGUCAGAAAGACAUAGAUUAUUUUCUAUGUCUUUCUGACUCAGGGGAAUCAGAAAGACAUAGAACAUAAUCAAAAUAAAGCGGAUACACUAGGGAGUACUCAGUUAUAGAAACAAUUCAAGAUGCAGCUUGCUUUCAAUAAAACAAGAGUAAUUUGCUAACAUUUAUUAAUCGCCUAAAUACUUGUAUAGAAAUAAAAUAACAAUCGUUUAGAUGAAUAGUCAGUCUUGUUUUAGAUAUAUUCUUAACGAUUCUUAUUGAGAAUCCAUUCACCCCAAUGUUCAACAUAAAACGUACUCAAUACGCGACUAGUUUAUUUUGGUUAUAAUUUAAUAUUUACAAUUUUAUUCUUUCUUAUAGGAAUAAAUAUUGUUUGGAAAUUAUUAUCGAAAAUACAAUACUAAUGGCUAUAUAAAUUACAUUUAGGUACAUU